This is a messenger RNA of Staurois parvus, 366 nucleotides long. The record is from the annotation of a GenBank genome assembly. Lineage: Eukaryota; Metazoa; Chordata; Amphibia; Anura; Ranidae.
ACAAGGUCUCUUGCUGUUACAAAGAUAAGAUACACCAUUUAAAGUGUUACUAAACCCCGGACCCUGGGAGAGCGGAUAUAGCGAAUGUAGGGUCUGGGGAGAGCGGAUAUAGUGAAUGCAGGGUCCGGGGAGACCAGAUAUAGUGAAUGCAGGGUCCGGGGAGAGCAGAUAUAGUGAAUGCAGGGUCCGGGGAGAGCGGAUAUAGUGAAUGCAGGGUCCGGGGAGAGCAGAUAUAGUGAAUGCAGGGGUCCGGGGAGACCAGAUAUAGCGAAUGCAGGGUCCGGGGCUUGCAGAUAUAGUGAAUGCAGGGUCAGGGGCUUGCAGAUAUAUGAAUGUAGGGUCUGGGGAGACCGAAUAUAGUGAAUG